AGAACCUGCCGUUUGAAUUGCAGAGAAACUUCCAGCUCAUGCGAGAUCUGGAUCAGAGGACGGAAGACCUCAAGUCAGAGAUUGAUAAGUUGGCCACGGAGUAUAUCAGCAAUGCACGGACUUUGUCUUCAGAGGAAAAACUGGGGCUUCUCAAGCAAAUCCAGGAGGCCUAUGGGAAAUGCAAGGAGUUUGGAGACGACAAGGUUCAGCUGGCUAUGCAGACCUACGAGAUGGUUGAUAAGCACAUCCGGCGGCUGGACACAGACCUCGCUCGCUUUGAAGCAGACCUGAAGGAGAAGCAGAUAGAGUCGAGUGACUAUGACAGUUCUUCCAGCAAGGGCAAGAAGAAGGGCCGAGCCCAAAAAGAGAAGAAGGCUGCCCGUGCUCGCUCUAAAGGGAAGAAUUCUGAUGAGGAAGCACCAAAAACUGCCCAGAAGAAGCUGAAGCUUGUCCGCACUAGCACAGAGUAUGGGAUGCCUUCAGUCACCUUUGGAAAUGUGCACCCUUCGGAUGUGUUGGAUAUGCCCGUGGACCCCAAUGAGCCUACGUACUGCCUCUGCCACCAGGUCUCCUAUGGGGAGAUGAUUGGCUGCGACAACCCGGAUUGUUCCAUUGAAUGGUUUCAUUUUGCCUGUGUGGGUCUGACAACAAAACCAAGAGGAAAAUGGUUCUGCCCUCGCUGUUCCCAGGAGAGGAAGAAGAAGUAGAAUCCCAUGAGCCCUCAGUACUGCUGCAGGAGCUCUCUUCCCCCUGCCAGGGCCUCGUCCCAGCUCCCCCAGCCCUUGGGGCCUUGGUUGGGGGGAGUCUUGCCCUGUUUGUGGUUUGGGCCAUCCCUGGAAUGGUCUCUGAACCUCAAAGGAAAUGAGUGAGGGCACCAGGGUAGCCACCAGAUUCCUAGGGAUUCAGGUAGCCCCUGAUUUUCCUUGGCUUUCCUUCAGCCUCCUCAGAGUUCAUUGCCUACUCUCUGCUUAGAGAACAAGGCUAUGGGAUGGGGGAAGGAAAGGAGGUUUUUCAGCAUUUUAGGUCUUUGAUUUUCCUGGAUCGUUUUCAGGAGAAAAGGAGUAACCAGGCCACUUCUUAAUCUAGUGGGCUGGUUGGGAGACUGAAAACCAAAUGUACUCCCUAUCUUUAACCAUUCCACUACUGGCAUUGAGCAGCCUCUUUUGUUGGGGAGAGGAGGAGGGAGUGUUUAGAGCUAGCUUUGUCUCUCUUCAUUCCUGGGGUAAACCUGCUGGUCUGGGAAGCACAUUGUGUGAAGGAGGAAGAAUUUCUGACCACAUGGGGAGAAAUGGCUUGAUCUAGCCUUUCUCCCAGCUCCAAAAUUCUGCCUUCCCUUUGUGCAGUGGUGCUUCUCCAUUAUGUUGAUGAUGGGAAGUUUGGGGAUUCAGAUCCCACUUGUGUAAUAUGGAAUUAAAUAAAGUUCGUUGAAAC
Molecule: messenger RNA, 1431 nt
Organism: Leptosomus discolor (cuckoo roller)
Lineage: Eukaryota; Metazoa; Chordata; Aves; Leptosomiformes; Leptosomidae
Source: RefSeq, a predicted model, not a curated record